Pocillopora verrucosa is the source of this 1684-nucleotide messenger RNA. RefSeq lists its product as uncharacterized. The record is from RefSeq and is a predicted model, not a curated record. NCBI's taxonomy places the organism in Eukaryota, Metazoa, Cnidaria, Anthozoa, Scleractinia, Pocilloporidae.
GCACAAUUAUUAUCGGGACCUGCAUGGCUCUCCACCAAUGGAGUGUGACCACGAGCUGGCGAUAUCUGCCCAGGAAUGGACAGACCAGCAAGCCGCUAAAGGUUAUAUGCACCAUUCCAAAUGGACAGAUAAAUUUACUGAAAGCAUUUCUUGGAAAGGAUGGGGUUGGGAAGGGAUGGACAAAAUGGAAGGAGCCAUCGCUGGUGCAGUGAGAAGCUGGUAUUCAGAGAUCAAGAACGGUUAUAAUUACCAAACAGGCCGAGGUACGGGCGUCAUUGGACACUUUCAAGCGGUAGUGUGGGCAGGAGAGACCAAGUUGGGUUGUGGACUUAACAUCAAGCCAAACGAUGGUACUUACGUCACUGCACAUUAUGCUCCGCCAUCUCACACGAGCAUGGAUAAAGAAAAAAUUGCUCCAGAUAAUGUUAAACCUAGGAGAUCACCAGAACCCGGCUGCAAUAUACGUUCCGGUGACCGUGAAUUGUGCAGGCCGGAUCUGACGGCACCAUUCGUCAAUCCAGGAAAUUGCCCCCUAGAAUGUUGCUACGACGACAUGUUUAUGAGUGAGCGGUCGAUAGAGUUUUACAGUCGUAAGGGACGUAAGUGGUGUUUUAAGAGACAAAUGGAGCCGGGAUCCUUAGCAAAAGCUUUUCUAAUAGUGUAUGGUGCCAUGAUCGUUUCAGCUCAAGAAUGGAAAAAUGUUGGAAACUGCGGUGCAGGAUUGAAAUGUGGUCCACAAUGUCAGAGGCUUUGUCUAAUCCAGCACAAUUACUACCGUUCACUGCACAACUCUCCUCCACUUAAAUGCGAUCCGAAUUUAGCCAAAUCGGCACAAUCCUGGGCAGACUCUAAUGCCAACCAUGAGGCCGUCCAAAGAUCAACGCCGACAAAAGAUUACGUCGAAAGCAUUUCCUGGAAGAGGUGGGGCUGGGAAGGAAUGGGGACUAGACUAGGAGCAAUUCCCAGUGCAGUGAGAAGCUGGUAUAGUGAGUUAAAACGUGGUUACGAUUACAACACAGGAAAGGGCAUUGUAAGCCACUUUAAGUCCGUAGUUGACGUUCGAGAGACUCACCUUGGUUGUGGCAUUAGAAUCAAACCGGGUGAUGGAACGUACGUCGUUGCCCAUUAUUCAAUUGCUCCGGGGCUACAAUUCAAGCUAAACGACUUCAGUUCAACUAAAAACAUUGGACCGCCAAAGCAACCAGAUCCUCAGUGUCACCAAAAGUCUUCUGAGAGAGAACAGUGUGGGAGUUUUAAAAGUCCAUUUAUAACUCCUGACAAAUGCUUAAACGCUGGAUGUUGCUAUGAUGAUAUGUUCAUGGACGAACCUGGCUUACAGUGGCACAGUCCAAACGCGUCUUUAUGGUGUUUUAGUAAAAAGGAGGCGGCUGGGUCUGGCUUGAUAACGAAUGUAUCUAUCGCUGGGACAACGCCAUUUCAAUCUCCUCCGCCGCCCCGAAAAGAGAAUGAUUACAAGAUCACCUUCCAGGCAUUUCUCAAGGCAUAUUUGCGGGAAAAGAACGAUCUCAUGCAGAAAUGGAAAAUGGAAGAAAUGCAGCUACAAAAGCAGCGACUAGAGGCUGAAAGUAAGAAGGAGGAGCAGUCCAAGAAGCAACAUCACGAUUUGAUGCAGGUCAUGCUGCAGCAAACCAAACAGCAACAAGAACAAAUGCAAAAUUUUUAG